This is a messenger RNA of Cladophialophora bantiana CBS 173.52, 546 nucleotides long. RefSeq lists its product as uncharacterized. The transcript has 2 exons. The record is from RefSeq and is a predicted model, not a curated record. Lineage: Eukaryota; Fungi; Ascomycota; Eurotiomycetes; Chaetothyriales; Herpotrichiellaceae. Bases 1 to 546 code for a protein of 181 amino acids.
AUGCUUGACUCUUCUCCAAAUAUCUACAUCUUUAUAAGAGAACGACUGCAAUAUGUGGAUCAUCAAUCAUCUGCUCAAACUCCCCGCGGCUGUCGUUACACACUUGCUCACCGAGCAUCAAAGCGACUUCGAGACCCUUCAGCAACAGCCAAUCUUGCUUCAUAUCUGAUGCCUCUACGACCCAGCUUGACAUGGCUCUCGCCUCCUACUCUCCUAGGCGCCUUCACCCUCUGGGACUUUAUCGAGCACCGGAUAUCGGACAGAAAUCGAAAACGAUAUCGCGAGUUUCCUUUGCCCCCUCCGGAAAUACGUGCAUACAAUUUCUCCGAUGUCAGCAUCAUUAUCCCGACGGUCGACACAGAUCCCACAUUCUCUGAAUGCCUUGGCGGCUUGCUUAAGAAUAGACCGCUUGAGGUCCUCAUUAUCACCACCGUGGAAGAAGAAGAUAGAGUCCGAGCACUUGUGCGCACUCCGUCCGUGGAGGACAAUUUGCGGGGGACAGAUAUCCACAUCCUUACAGUUCCGAAGGCGAACAAGCGAGACUAA